Messenger RNA from Acanthisitta chloris (rifleman), 1788 nucleotides. RefSeq names its product solute carrier family 38, member 2 (gene SLC38A2). Gene Ontology annotation, molecular function: L-glutamine transmembrane transporter activity. Gene Ontology annotation, biological process: amino acid transmembrane transport; L-glutamine transport. The transcript has 15 exons. The annotation marks the transcript as partial. NCBI's taxonomy places the organism in Eukaryota, Metazoa, Chordata, Aves, Passeriformes, Acanthisittidae. The record is from RefSeq and is a predicted model, not a curated record.
UCCAACAGCAACGACUUCAGCUACCCCUACCCCACCAAACCUGCUGCUAUCAAGAGCCACUAUGCGGAUAUUGAUCCAGAAAACCAAAAUUUCUUGCUGGACUCCAAUCUCGGCAAGAAGAAAUAUGAGACGCAGUAUCAUCCGGGUACUACUUCCUUUGGAAUGUCAGUAUUUAACCUGAGCAAUGCUAUUGUGGGUAGUGGCAUCCUGGGUCUUUCUUUUGCCAUGGCUAACACUGGAAUUGCUCUUUUUGUGAUACUCCUGCUGUUUGUGUCAGUAUUUUCUUUGUAUUCAGUGCAUCUUCUUUUGAAGACUGCCAAUGAAGGAGGAUCUUUAUUGUAUGAACAGUUGGGAAUGAAGGCCUUUGGUAUGGCUGGAAAACUUGCUGCUUCUGGAUCAAUUACAAUGCAGAACAUUGGAGCUAUGUCAAGCUACCUCUUCAUAGUGAAAUAUGAGUUACCAUUGGUCAUCAAGACAUUUAUGAACAUCGAAGAGACCACAGGAGAAUGGUAUCUUAAUGGUGACUAUUUAGUGCUGCUGGUGUCUGUCUUCCUCAUUCUUCCCUUGUCCUUACUGAAAAAUUUAGGGUAUUUGGGCUAUACCAGUGGCUUUUCCUUACUUUGCAUGGUCUUCUUUCUGAUUGUUGUAAUCUGGAAGAUGUUUCAGAUUCCUUGUCCUAUGGACAGUGACAUCAUGAACAUGACACUAAUAAAUGCAACCAUGGCACCUUUCAUAGGUGAAAACAUAACAAGUGAUGAUAUGUGCAAACCAAAAUAUUUCAUCUUCAAUUCACAGACUGUCUAUGCUGUCCCAAUCCUAACAUUUUCUUUUGUCUGCCAUCCUGCAAUUCUUCCCAUCUAUGAAGAACUGAAAAGCCGAAGCCGUAAAAGAAUGAUGAGUGUGUCCUAUGUAUCUUUUUUUGCCAUGUUCCUCAUGUAUUUAUUGGCUGCUCUCUUUGGAUACCUGACAUUUUAUGGAAAUGUCGAACCAGAACUGCUUCAUACCUACUCUGCUUAUCUGGGUGCUGAUGUUCUCCUCCUGAUUGUGCGUCUCGCAGUUCUUAUGGCUGUAACCCUUACUGUACCUGUAGUUAUUUUCCCAAUCCGCAGUUCCAUUACACAGCUGUUAUGGGCAGGGAAGGAGUUCAGAUGGUGGCGUCACUGUGCCAUUACAGUUGCUGUUCUGGCAUUUACCAACGUGCUUGUUAUCUUUGUCCCUACUAUUAGAGACAUCUUUGGAUUUAUUGGUGCAUCUGCAGCUGCCAUGCUGAUCUUUAUACUUCCUUCUGCCUUCUACAUCAAAUUAGUGAAGAAGGAACCAAUGAAGUCUGUGCAAAAGAUUGGGGCUGCAUUCUUCUGUCUAAGUGGUAUCAUUGUGAUGACUGGGUGUAUGACACUGAUUAUUCUAGACUGGACCCAGAAUGUUCCAUCCGAUGGCCAUUAACUGCCCUGGUUUAAUCUCUAACACUCCACUUCAAAUGCCAGUGUUCACUCAGAUACCUGCUGAGAACGAAAAUGAGCUAUUCAGCUUCCUUUAAAAGGCAGAUUCUUUGUUGAUGGUUCUUCUGAUUGUAGAAUAUCCAAACUCUGUCUUUAAGAAACUAUUCUGCAUGAUGGAAGUGGAUAUUAACAUCAAACCAUGUGAGUGUCUGGCUGAAGGAAGUGACAACUUUAUUCCAUUCCAGAGAAUGGACAGAACUCUCUGUAGACUUUUAUAAAGCCAUGUUUGGCUUUCGUCAAUGUUACUUGGAUAUUUUGUUAUUUUACUUGAAUGUGCCUAAUGGAACCA